AGAAUGAUGAUUUGAACCAAUCAUAAUUAUUGUUACUAUCUGUCUGGGUGAGUUUCAGAGCUGUCAGUCUGAGUGUUGUGUAUAGAACUAUAUAGAGUGAGAAGCAACUCUAUACAAGAAUUAGGUUUAAUCUAUACCCCUUUUUGAGGCUGAGCCGUCACCAUUAUGAGUUGGUACUUGGUAUAUGAAUUUGCUCACCAAUCCUCCCCCUUGAGUCAACACACACUUUGUGAAUCUGCUGUGUAUUAAUUGGAGAGUGGCUGCUACUGAUUAUAUUGAUCGUAUAUGCAAGCCUUGAGUAAGCUAGUGACGUUACAGAGACAUAGGAAGCAAGUCACUGCCUGAAAUGAGUGACAACCUUGCUGAACAACUCUACUGGGCUAGCAGUGAUGGACGUGACCAAGAAGUGCUUGAACUGCUACAGAAAGGAGCUCCACCCAACAACAGUCACUACUACAGCGAGCAGGGUGGAGGCACUCCACUCCACAGGGCAUGUGCUAAUAACCAUAUUCGCAGUGCAGACCUACUCAUCAAGUUUGGAGCCAUUGUAGCUGCUAAAAAUAACGAUGGCUACAUCCCCUUACACUGGGCAUGUGUCUACAACAGUAUGGACACUGCUAGGCUGUUGCUGGAGCACCACUGUCCCACAGAUAUCAAGGACAUUAUUGAACGGACUGCUGCUGAUUUGGCCAGAGAGUAUGGGUACGAUGCCUUGGCUGACUAUGUGGAGGGGUUCCAGCCUGGGCCUAGAGAUCCCCUGUCCUCGUACCCAACACUGGAACAGCUGAGUCAGCUGAAAUGUGAAUGUGACCAAUGGCUUCUACUUGGUGUUUGCUUGGGAUUGGUCAAUGAUGAAUUGGAAACCAUAAAGAAGAGCCAACAUCCCACAGCAGAAACUCUCAAGGAAGCCAAAAUCAAGAAUAUUGGCAUCCAGUGGAAGGAUAUUGUGGAAGCUCUAGUGAGCAUUGGGGAAGGUAAGAGUGCUCUAUCAGUGAGUGCAUUCUGUGGCUGGCUGGACUGUGUCAAGCAUUUUGUGAAAACUGUGGGCCUCGAUCCAAAAGAGCCAGUCAACAAGGCUGGUGACACCCCACUCUCUCUGGCCUCUGCCAAUGGCCACUUGGACACAGUCAAGUACCUUGCGAACGAGCAUCAUUGUGACCCUAGAAAGCCAGUCAACAAGGCUGGUGACACUCCACUCUCUCUGGCCUGUGCCAAUGGCCACUUGGACACAGUCAAGUACCUUGUGAACGAGCAUCAUUGUGUUCCUAGAAGUACAGUCAACAAAGCUGGUGACACCCCACUCUCUCUGGCCUACAAAGGUGGACACUGGGAAGUGGUCAAGUAUCUUGCUCAAGAACAUCAGUGUGACCCAAAAUUUGCAGUGAAUGAGGCUGGAGACACUCCUCUUUCUCUUGAAUGCUCCCGUGGUGACCUGGAGAUGGUCAAGGCUCUCAUCAACAAGCAUGUUGAUACAAAUAAACCAGUCAACAAGGCUGAUGACACCCCACUCUCUCUGGCCUGUGCCAAUGGCCACUUGGACACAGUCAAGUACCUUGUGAACGAGCAUCAUUGUGAUCCUAGAAAGCCAGUCAACAAGGCUGGUGACACCCCACUCUCUCUGGCCUGUGCCAAUGGCCACUUGGACACAGUCAAGUACCUUGUGAACGAGCAUCAUUGUGUUCCUAGAAGUACAGUCAACAAAGCUGGUGACACCCCACUCUCUCUGGCCUACAAAGGUGGACACUGGGAAGUGGUCAAGUAUCUUGCUCAAGAACAUCAGUGUGACCCAAAAUUUGCAGUGAAUGAGGCUGGAGACACUCCUCUUUCUCUUGAAUGCUCCCGUGGUGACCUGGAGAUGGUCAAGGCUCUCAUCAACAAGCAUGUUGAUACAAAUAAACCAGUCAACAAGGCUGAUGACACCCCACUCUCUCUGGCCUGUGCCAAUGGCCACUUGGACACAGUCAAGUACCUUGUGAAUGAGCAUCAUUGUGAUCCUAGUAAGCCAGUCAACAAGGCUGGUGACACCCCACUCUCUCUGGCCUGUGCCAAUGGCCACUUGGACACAGUCAAGUACCUUGUGAACGAGCAUCAUUGUGAUCCUAGAAAGCCAGUCAACAAGGCUGGUGACACCCCACUCUCUCUGGCCUGUGCCAAUGGCCACUUGGACACAGUCAAGUACCUUGUGAACAAGCAUCAUUGUGUUCCUAGAAGUACAGUCAACAAGGCUGGUGACACCCCAUUCUCUCUGGCCUACAAAGGUGGACACUGGGAAGUGGUCAAGUAUCUUGCUCAAGAACAUCAGUGUGACCCAAAAUUUGCAGUGAAUGAGGCUGGAGACACUCCUCUUUCCCUUGAAUGUUCCCGUGGUGACCUAGAGAUGGUCAAGGCUCUCAUCAACAUGCGUGUUGAUCCAAAUAAACCAGUCAACAAGGCUGGUGACACUUCACUCUCUCUGGCCUACCAAGGUGGACACUGGGAAGUGGUCAAGUAUCUCGCCAUCACUCAUCAUUGUGAUACAACAAUUGCAGUGAAUGAGGCUGGAGACACUCCUCUCUCCCUGGAGUGUUCCCGUGGUGACCUGGAGAUGGUCAAGGCUCUCAUGAACAAGCGUGUUGAUCCAAAUAAGCCAGUCAACAAGGCUGGUGACACCCCUCUCUCUCUGACCUGUACUAAUGGCCACUUGAACACAGUCAAGUACCUUGUGAACGAGCAUCAUUGUGAUAUUAGAAGUACAGUCAACAAGGCUGGUGACACCCCACUCUCUCUGACCUGUACUAAUGGCCACUUGAACACAGUCAAGUACCUUGUGAACGAGCAUCAUUGUGAUAUUAGAAGUACAGUCAACAAGGCUGGUGACACCCCACUCUCUCUGGCCUACAAAGGUGGACACUGGGAAGUGGCCAAGUAUCUCGUCAUCAUUCAUCAUUGUGAUACAAAAUCUGCAGUGAAUGAGGCUGGAGACACUCCUCUCUCCCUUGAGUGUUCACGUGGUGACCUGGAGAUGGUCAAGGCUCUCAUGAACAAGGAUGUUGAUCCAAAUAGUACCAACAAGGCUGGUGAUACCCCACUUUCUCUGGCCUACAAAGGUGGACACUGGGAAGUGGCCAAGUAUCUCGUCAUCACUCAUCAUUGUGAUACAAAAUUUGCAGUGAAUAAGGCUGGCGACACUCCUCUCUCCCUUGAGUGUUCCCGUGGUGAUCUGGAGAUGGUCAAGGCUCUCAUCAACAAACAUGUUGAUCCAAACGAGCCUGUUAACAAGGCUGGUGAUACCCCACUAUCUCUGGCCUACAAAGGUAGACACUGGGAAGUGGUCAAAUAUCUCGCUAUCACUCAUCACUGUGAUCCAAAAAUUGCAGUGAAUGAGGCUGGAGAUACUCCUCUCUCCCUUGAGUGUUCCCGUGGUGACCUGAAGAUGGUCAAGGCUCUCAUGAACAAGGAUGUUGAUCCAAAUAAGCCUGUUAACAAGGCUGGUGACACCCCACUCUCUCUAGCAUAUAAAGGUGGACACUGGAAAUUGGCCAAGUAUUUCGUCAUCACUCAUCACUGUGGUAUAAAAAUUGCAGUGAAUAAGGCUGGAGACACUCCUCUCUCCCUUGAGUGUUCCCGUGGUGACCUGAAGAUGGUCAAGGCUCUUAUCAAAAACAUACACAUUGAUCCAAAUGAGCCUGUUAACAAGGCUGGUGACACCCCACUCUCUCUGGCAUAUAAAGGUAGACACUGGAAACUGGUCAAGUAUCUCGUCAUUACUCAUCACUGUCAUACAAAAAUUGCAGUGAAUGAGGCUGGAGACACUCCUCUCUCCCUUGAGUGUUCCCGUGGUGACCUGGAGAUGGUCAAGGCUCUCAUCAACAAGGAUGUUGAUCCAAAUAAGCCAGUCAACAAAGCUGGUGACACCCCUCUCUCUCUGGCAUAUAACGGCAGACACUGGGAAGUGGCCAAGUAUCUCGUCAUCACUCAUCACUGUGAUACAGAAUUUGCAGUGAAUGAGGCUGGAGACACUCCACUCUCCCUUGAGUUUUCCCGUGGUGACCUGGAGAUGGUCAAGGCUCUCAUGAACAAGGAUGUUGAUCCAAAUAAGCCAGUCAACAAGGCUGGUGACACCCCACUCUUUCUGGCCUUCAGAGGUAGACACUGGGAAGUAGUCAAGUAUCUCGCUAUCAUCCAUCACUGUGAUACAAAAAGUUUCCUCUUACUAGCAGUGAAGUACGGGCCUGCUUCAAGAGUGGAGUUUCUACUGGCAGAAUGCCACAGUGAUCCGAAUGUGAUUGACAAAGAAGGCAAGACACCUCUCGAUUUGUCCAACGACCCUAAUAUCAUAAAGCUCCUCUUGAAACAUGGAGCCAAGGUCGCCAAUGUCUACAAGGAACACAGCAAGCUCAUUGGAAAGCUCUCCUCCGAGCGACCCCCACACCUUCCUUUGUUUGUGCUCCUCACUGGUGACGGUGGCGUGGGGAAGAGCACUCUGUUGAAGUCCAUUCUGACCCCAAAAGGGUUUUGGUCUAAACUACUACAGAAGGCAAGACCUGUAGAUGGCGUCGAUACAAGGACAGUGGGGAUUAUACCGUACGAAGUAUACACAAAAGAGUUUGGGAGAAUCAUUUAUUUUGAUUUUGCUGGUCAGAAAGAGUUUUACACGAGCCACUGUGCCAUUCUUGAGAAUGCUGUUCAAACCUCACCACCCAUCAUUAUUCUAUGUGCCAAGCUUGUAGAAAGUGAGCAGGCAAUUAUUGAUUCCAUGAUUCAUUGGUUGACCCUCGUCCAAAAUCAGUGCACCAAUCUGAAAGACAAAGCACACGUGAUAGUAGUUGGUAGCCAUGCCGACCAGGUGAAGGAAAUGGGAGAAGAUCCACGAGCCAAAGAGAGCAUUUUUGCCCCCAUUAUCAAGCAAUUCCCUAAGUUUGAGUUCACAGAGUUCAUUCCAAUGGAUUGCCGCUUUGCUGAUUCAGUUGAUAUGAAAAAAGCGAAAAGACAGAUCCAGAAAAGCUCCGCUAUUCUCCGCUCUCCAGAAACUAUCAGCCUGAAUGCUCAUACCUUUUAUAUUUACCUUGUCGAAAGCUUCAAAGACGACCUCGCUUUGUUGUUGGGAAAAGUACACGAAAAAAUUAAGAGCGACCUUAACGAGGAUCUGUCAAAACGCACCCAAGAUAUUCUUUCUUUUAUACCCAGCACCAUCUCUCACCUUGUAGAGAUUUGUGACCAACUGCAUAAAAGAGGUCUCCUCUUGUUUCUCCGUAAUGACAGCUCUCCAGAGAAGUCUUUCUUAGUGAUUGACCAAGCAACACUUCUUUCCACAGUCACUGGGACCGUGUUUGCUCCUGAAAGUUUCCGCCAACACUGCAAGCUAGCUUCAAGCACUGGUGUGGUGCCUUUGUCGAAAUUUAGCAAAGCAUUUAAUGGCUUCGACAUAGAGAUGUUGAUUGCCUUCAUGUCCCAUUUAGAGCUGUGUUUUGAAAUCAUAGACAAGAAAGUCUUGGAUUUCAUUUCGAAAGAGAUUGCUUCUUCCACUGACAGAGAUGCUUCUGUUUCUGAGUCUGACACUCGAUACCUCUUCUUUCCAGGGCUCAUUCGAAUCGAGACUCCAGAUCAAGUUUGGAAACACGCUCAAAGUAUCAAGUACCACUUUGGUUGGAUAUUUGAAACAUCUCAAGACACAGAGUUUUAUGAUCCUCGUUGCCUUCAAGUCCUCAUUCUGAGGAUAGUGUUCACGUUCCGACUUGCCCCUGCUAGAAAAAUAUUGCUCAAUAUUCCUUCCCUGCAGAGAUUCUGCUCUGUGUGGAAGAGUGGAAUUUGCUGGUGCAACGAUGAUGGGAUCACCGCACACCUCGAGCUUGCUGAAAAUGGUCGAUCUCUUGUUAUCAAAAUGCGCUCUGACACAGUUCGACCUGAAGGUCUGAUUCAUCGCUCCAGAAUUGUGAGCACAAUCCGUGAAACUGUUGAAAGUUUUGGGCGAAAUGUGAAUGUGAUUGAAUCGAUAAUUGAUCCAAAUGAAGUUGUCAAGCAUCCUCUGAAAAAUUCCUCUGACCUCCCAUUAGUCGACAUCAAAGAUAUUGCAGCAGCUGUCUCCUCCAACAAAAGCACUAUCAAGUCGACACAACAAGUUGGCCUCACCUUCGAGCACCUCUUUCAGUUUGAGCCGUAUGCUGGCCUGGAUCAAGCCACCAUACAGUGUAUCCACAGUAACAAGAAUGUUAAAAAAAAUGAGAAAAUCUCCAGAGCUUUUAUUUCCCAUUUUGCCGAACUAGUUGCCAAUUCAGACAAUGAAACUCCUGAUCAAGUAGCUCGAAACAGUCGCAUGUACAGAAGAAUCCUAAGCCAAUUUCAAGCUUUAGUUGUCAACAUUCAGUCGGUUAGUCCCAGACAGGAGGUGGUCCAGGCCCUUGAGAGGUGGAGGAGUGAGACUGAGGGAACUUACAGCUGUCUGAGGGACACUCUCAACAAGUACAGCGUCUUCACUGGGAGAAACCCUCUGGACCUAGCUGGUGUGGCUCAUGAUGAUAUUGAUCUCUCUGUAUUUAGAAGCAGUGCAAGUCGUGAUGAGCAAUAUGAUCCAGGGACUACCAGCCUCCAUGAGUUGAUGGUCAAGCAUAGAGUCACUGACGAGCAAUUGGAUCGAGAGAUUAAACAAGACGACUUUGCUCCAGUAGCUAUGCACUUUGAUGAUGUGGAGCUGUACCUCAACCCACUGAAGUUGACUGACAAUGAACAAGCUGACGUGAGGCGAGAGACUUAUUUAAGUAGAAGCAAUCAAGUGGCAGUAAUCAACUGUUUGUCAAUUUGGAGGGGUCACGAACCCAGCGAAGCAACCUUCCGAGCACUGAUUAGGAUCUUAUUGGAUCUGAGGAAGGCAGAAAUUGCUACCAAGAUUGUUCAGUACUUGAAUGAAAUAAAGGCCCAGUGAUUUAUGAUCAUGAGUGCUGAACACGAGGUUGACUGCAUGACUGACUAAAACUAUAGAGCAAUGUGUAAGACAUAUAGGACUCCUGUACACAAAUGACAUUUUUGCAUUUUAUAUUAUUAGCUAUAAUUAUUAUUAUAUAUAGUUACAAUUUUGGUAUGUGCUUUUUAUGAAUGAAUUUUAUCAACCCUG
This is a messenger RNA of Halichondria panicea, 7087 nucleotides long. RefSeq lists its product as uncharacterized. Gene Ontology annotation, molecular function: protein binding. The coding region runs from base 347 to 6898 and encodes 2183 amino acids. The record is from RefSeq and is a predicted model, not a curated record. Lineage: Eukaryota; Metazoa; Porifera; Demospongiae; Suberitida; Halichondriidae. The transcript is spliced from 40 exons.